AUUGUGGCUUGUCUGAAAAUACAUAGGCAAGAAGAAAAAGCAAAUUUCAAGAAAAAAACAAGGAUGGUUAACAUUGCUUUGACACUUCAGGUUCUUCCACUGGUUAUUCUCCUAGGAACUACAUGUUUGGGCGCCUCCCAUUUUUCCUUCUGGGCCAACAUGAUGAAAGAUGAGGCUGAUGACUAUGAGAACUACUACUAUAUAGAACCAGAGCAGGACACCAAACUCCAGCAGGAGCUCUCGGAGGAAAUUAGCUGGUUCGAGACAUCUUUAGGUGACUUCUUUGUCAUGAAAGACUCAUGCUUCCCCAACCCCUGCAAGAAUGGUGGUACGUGUGAGGCCAAAGGAAGUGACUUCAGCUGUCACUGCCCCGCACCAUACGGUGGGGCUACAUGUGAUAAAGUGGAGGACACGUGUCUGGAGAAGAACUGCCACUUUGGUGACUGCCUGAUUAUAUUAACCCCACCCUAUUUCAAGUGCAGCUGCAAGCCUCCCUACAAGAAACCCUCCUGUCAGCAUGCAUCCAAACAGUGCAGUCCAAACCCUUGCAAAAAUGGAGGCACCUGCAUUCGAAACAGAUACAGAUCAAAAUUCACCUGCAAGUGCCCUGAACAGUUCAGAGGGAGAUUCUGCGAGAUCGGACCAUAUGAUUGUUAUGAAGAGGACUCCUCUACAUAUAGAGGAAGAAUGAACCAAGCAGAAAAUGGCAGGACCUGCCUGCACUGGAAUUCCCACCAUCUCUUGGACCAACCUUUUAAUGCCUUUAUGGAGGAUGCUGACUCAUAUGGCAUUGGUGAUCACAACUUCUGCAGGAAUCCUGAUGAGGAUGAAAGACCCUGGUGCUACAUCAGAAAAAAUGAGGAAAUAGAGUGGGAAUAUUGUGAUGUUUCACCCUGCUCAGCUGAAGAGACCCCAACAGAACCCCCUACAGACCCCCCUGAAAUAUUCCAAACAUGUGGACAACCUGAAGUUCAUAGGACAGUCAAGAAGAUCUAUGGUGGAUCCAAGGCUACAGCUGGAAAACAUCCCUGGAUGGCAUCUCUACAGAGACAGACUCCAAAUGGGAAUGAACAUUUCUGUGGUGGAGUGCUAAUUAAAUCGUGCUGGGUUCUUACUGCUGCACACUGCCUUGAAAACCCAGAAACUAAGAUCCAAGUAGCCCUUGGAAAGCAAAACCUCAAGAAGAAAGAGCGCCAUGAGCAAAUAUUUGAUGCAGUGCAAAUAAUUUUACAUGGCGAAUACAGAGAGAAGGGUGGUAUCCUAUACAAUGAUAUUGCACUACUUAAACUGCAGCCUGUUGAUGGUUACUGUGCAGUGGAAACAAAGUAUGUGAAAAUAGCAUGUGUCCCUGACUUCUUCCUUCCUGCUGGGACUUCCUGCUUCAUAUCUGGAUGGGGCCAGACAGAGACAGAUGACCAAUCCCAUCAGCUGUUAGACGCCAAUGUAAAGUUGAUUUCGCAGAGGAAAUGCAAUGAACCCAAACUACAUGAUAACACACUGGAUGAUAGCAUGUUUUGUGCAGGAAAACUUCGGAAACCCGGAAUCGAUUCUUGUGAGGGAGACUCUGGAGGCCCACUGACAUGUGUAGAAAAUGGCUCCUACUACACAUAUGGCCUUGUGAGCUGGGGUGAUGGAUGUGGGUUAAAAAACAAGCCAGGAGUUUAUACCCAGGUGACAAAAUUUGCCGGCUGGAUUAAAGAUGUAAUUCAGUCUUCAUCAAGGUCACGUCAUUAGGAGAGAGCUUUGGAAUGACAAAUGAGCUGCAUUUGCCUUCUCUUGACUUGAAGAAUUUCUGAAGCAUCAGGGUUGACUCCGACUUGCUGAGAUCCUUCUGUCUCCAACUGGU
Molecule: messenger RNA, 1846 nt
Organism: Pseudopodoces humilis (Tibetan ground-tit)
Lineage: Eukaryota; Metazoa; Chordata; Aves; Passeriformes; Paridae
Gene: HABP2
Product: hyaluronan binding protein 2
Biological process (GO): blood coagulation; proteolysis
Molecular function (GO): serine-type endopeptidase activity; calcium ion binding
Source: RefSeq, a predicted model, not a curated record